Xylona heveae TC161 is the source of this 1441-nucleotide messenger RNA. RefSeq lists its product as hypothetical. The coding region runs from base 48 to 1187 and encodes 379 amino acids. Gene Ontology annotation, cellular component: multimeric ribonuclease P complex; ribonuclease MRP complex. Gene Ontology annotation, molecular function: ribonuclease P activity; ribonuclease MRP activity. Gene Ontology annotation, biological process: tRNA 3'-end processing; endonucleolytic cleavage in ITS1 to separate SSU-rRNA from 5.8S rRNA and LSU-rRNA from tricistronic rRNA transcript (SSU-rRNA, 5.8S rRNA, LSU-rRNA); tRNA 5'-leader removal. The transcript is spliced from 7 exons. Lineage: Eukaryota; Fungi; Ascomycota; Xylonomycetes; Xylonales; Xylonaceae. The record is from RefSeq and is a predicted model, not a curated record.
CACCCAACUUGCACCAUUUGAGAAUUUUCCAAAAUACUUUGCCUGCCAUGUUCAAUUUCAAAGGCACAGAUGUAUCCUCAACAAAAUGCUAUGCUACACAUGGAUUCACUUUUCCGGAAGCUCAAUCUACCAGACGGCGUCCCUUGUCCACAAUCCAUCGCCAAAAUUUCACACACACUGUUGAUUUGAUCCUGCCAGAGAGACUUUGUAAAGGCUUAGAAGAGCAUUUGAACUCCAAACUCAGCAAAGUAAAAUAUUCCAGGGUCAUCUUGCCGUUGACGUGUCUUUUGGAGGGAGACUUUUUCAACAACUAUAUAAAGACCGGCAAUGUUUUGAUGAUAUCCGAAGGCCGUCCUGGUGUGGAUAGGGUUUAUUCGCUAUGUGACGGUAUUUUGAGACUAGAGCUACCAAAAGAUAUUUAUGAAAGAACCGGUCUAACUGGAAAGCCUAUCUCGGAUGGCGGAAAGAAGCAUUCCAAAGUUAGAUAUGUUGUCGAAAUCAAUUUGCGCCUACCAUCAAUGGUUCACGGGCGAAAGGGCUUUGAGCGCCUUGUCUGGGCUUGCAACCGCGCCCUCGUCGAGCCCGUCACAUGGCUCGUUUGCGAUCUCAAUGCCCCCAAGAUGGACACGGACGUCGAUGUUGACGCUCCCAUUGCUGUCCAUCAUCCUGUUACCACUACGGUGCAGGCUGCGAAGAUGUCGACAGACUUGGUCCUCGUUCCGCCGUUGAGUCCACCAGAUGAUGCCACCUCGCAUCCAGGCUAUGGCUUUCAAGACUAUUCCGUGGAGGUGCAUGAGUGGCUAGGGCUGGUGGCAUUGGGAUCUAGUCGGGUGCGACCGAAUGACUCAAUCGAUCCUUACCUCUGUCGCUAUGAAGUCCCAGACUUGGCCAAUUCGAGGGAGGAGCAAGUGACAAGGCUCCAAUGGCGUGGGCUGCUUCCUGCCAAAUGGAUUGCAGAGCUGUACUCGCUUACUGUAAAGACCCUCCACGAUGUAUCUCCCGACGCUUGGUUCGCCCUCAAUGCAGGCGCAUUCGAGCUGUCUGCGGUGACCGAGAGUGCUGCAUAUACAAUUAUGCUCCUUCCUUAUGAUGCCGAUGCUGCUGCGACAAGAAUUGAGCAGAACAAGAAAAACAAUUCUCGACAGGAACGCGAAUACCUAGUGUGGGAGAUGACCGGUAUCUCAUGAUGAGGUCCCCGAUUGCUCCUUCCCUCGGCUUCUCGUUGCCAUUGCUGCUCGAAUAGGGGAAGUGCGAUGGACGAUGCUCUCGCCGUCUGACUCGCCUUCCCCCCCCUCUAUGCGGCAACGACAUGACGCAGCAUUAUCGUGAGAUCUGGUCGUUCCAUUGGAAUUUCUAGGGCUUUCUGUCCUCGACAGUCCAUGUAUGGAGUAGUAUCAGGUAAACCGAUGAGUCGCCAGGCGCUCAACAGCCUGCCAGGUCC